Messenger RNA from Tachyglossus aculeatus (Australian echidna), 578 nucleotides. Its product is annotated as vacuolar protein sorting-associated protein 52 homolog. The transcript has 6 exons. Bases 18 to 578 code for a protein of 186 amino acids. Gene Ontology annotation, biological process: retrograde transport, endosome to Golgi; endocytic recycling; Golgi to vacuole transport. The record is from RefSeq and is a predicted model, not a curated record. Gene Ontology annotation, molecular function: syntaxin binding. Gene Ontology annotation, cellular component: GARP complex. NCBI's taxonomy places the organism in Eukaryota, Metazoa, Chordata, Mammalia, Monotremata, Tachyglossidae.
GGCGUUGGGCGGCCACCAUGGCGGCGCCUCCCGAGCAGCUGGGCCUAAGGGCCCGGGGCCUCCGCCCUCAGGAGGAGGAGGAAGAAGAAGAAGAAGAAGAAGAAGAAGAGGAGGAGAGAGACCUGGGCCCCGGGCCCGGCCUGCCGGAGCCGCUGCAGCUGGGGGAACUGGACCUCACCAACGACCCCUUCGUCCUCGACCAGAUGGACGUUCACAUCCAGGCCAACCUGGAGGAUGAGCUGCUCAAGGAGGCCCUCAAGUCGGGCGUCGAUCUCCGCCAUUACUCGAAGCAGGUGGAGCUGGAACUGCAGCAGAUUGAGCAGAAGUCCAUCCGGGACUACAUCCAGGAGAGCAAGAACAUCGCGUCCCUGCACAAUCAGAUCACCGCCUGUGACACCGUCCUAGAGGUCAGAGACCCACCCCCGGACCCCCCCCACCCUGAGACCCCCAAACCACCCAACCCCCACCCUGAGAACCCCCCCAGCACCCCCCAACCCCCCACCCCCAACCCUGAGACCUCCCCCAAACCCCCCAAGUCCCACCCUGAGACCCCCCAGUCCUCCCAACCCCCACCCUGA